Molecule: messenger RNA, 1953 nt
Organism: Triticum dicoccoides
Lineage: Eukaryota; Viridiplantae; Streptophyta; Magnoliopsida; Poales; Poaceae
Product: chaperone protein dnaJ 16-like
Exons: 11
Coding region: 415-1749 (444 amino acids)
Source: RefSeq, a predicted model, not a curated record
ACCCGGCCGGCAAGGCCCCGGUCCGACGAGGCAAGGCGGCCCACUGCCCGACGGGCCCCGCAUGCCGGCCCCUAAAUAAUUCGUCCUCGCCCCUCCCUAUCGCCUCUCCCUCCUCGCCCUCGCCUCGUCGCCAUCCCUUCUCCGCUCCUCUCCUCGCCUCGCCUCGCCACCGUCCCAAAUUAGCAGCUGCUGGAGCUGGCCAGCCCCCGCCGCCGGCGAAAUCCCUAGGGCCUGCCCCUCCGGCGCUCCAUCCAGCCGCCGUCGCCGCUGCGGACGGCCGCGGCGGGUGGUCGGCGCGCGCGCUCCUCGCCGCCGCCGCCGCUGCUGUAAGAUCUGAGCGAGCUGCUGCGGCUUCUGCUGCCGUGUGGGCCCGGGGUUAGGGUUUCCCUGUUCGUAGGGUGUGGAGGCGGGUCCAUGGCGGGCCCCAAGUUUGGGUCGUUCAAGUCGGAGAACAAGGGGGACUCGGCCGCGUCGGCGGCCGGCGCCGCGGCGCAGAGGAGGGACCCGUACGAGGUGCUGGGGGUGGGGCGCAAUGCCACGGAGCAGGAGAUCAAGAGCGCCUUCCGCCGCAUGGCCCUCAAGUACCAUCCAGAUAAGAAUGCAGACGACCCGGUUGCCUCUGAGAAGUUCCAAGAAGCCACAUUCUCUUACAACAUCCUCUCAGAUCCUGAAAAAAGGCGGCAGUAUGAUUCCUCUGGAUUCGAGGCCAUCGAAGCAGAUAGUCAUGAAUUAGAGCUGGACCUAUCAAGUCUCAACACUGUAAAUACAAUGUUUGCUGCUCUGUUUAGCAAGCUAGGAGUACCAAUCAAAACCACAGUUUCGGCAACAGUUUUAGAGGAGGCAUUGAAUGGCUCGGUGGAGAUUGCUCAGCUUCAUCUGGGCAAAUCCGUAUGCAGGAAGGUGGAAAAACAAUCAGCUCAUUUUUAUUCAGUGGACAUAACGGAAGAAGAAGCCAAAUUGGGGUUAGUGUGUAGGGUUCGUUCAACUGCUAAAAGUAAAUUCAAGUUGCUUUAUUUUGAACCUGAAGAAAACGGUGGGUUAAGCCUUGCUUUACAGGAAGAUAGUGGAAAGACCGGGAAAGUUACUUCUGCUGGGAUGUUCUUUCUUGGCUUUCCUGUGUACCGUUUUGAACAUAAUAAUUCAGCUGCUGCUGCAAAAGAUCCCGAUAGUGCAUUCUUUAAGAGAUUGGAUGGUUUUCAACCAUGCGAAGUUAAUGAACUGAAAGAAGGGACCCAUUAUUUUGCUGUUUAUGGUGAUAAUUUCUUCAAAAGUGCAACCUAUACCUUAGAGGUUGUAUGUGUUGAACCCUUUUCCACCGAAAAGGAGAAGCUACGAAGCGUGGAGGCAAAGAUACUUGCAAAACGGUCCGAGCUGUCUAAAUUUGAGUCAGAGUAUAGAGAGGUUUUAGCAAAGUUCACCGAAAUGACCAGCAGAUAUGCUCAAGAAAUGCAAACGAUCGAUGAGCUUCUCAACGAAAGGAAUGCCAUUCAUGCAUCCUACACCAACAGCCCAACUCUAAAGCGGAGUUCCAGUGACAGCAAAGGGAAAACAUCCUCUAAAGGGUCCAAAAGUGACGAUGACCAAAGUGUAAGAAAAGAGAAGAAAUCUAAGAGUCCGACGACGAUGGAGGCAUCAGUGAGCGAUGAAGAGGGCCCUAAUAAAAAAGAAAAGAAACCUAAAGAGCGUCUUCGCAGGAAGAGAUGGUUCAACAUCCAUCAUUUGAAAGUGGACAAAAGAAGACCCUGCUGAGAGAUGUAUUGUAUCGUCUGAAUGUAUUAUUUUGUGUCGAUGAUUCCACUUGCAGUAUUCACCUUCUCAUAUCUUUUCUCCCAACACUGUACCGAUUUGUUUCCUGAAAAGUCAGGAAUCUUGGUAGAUUUCGGAGAUGUUGUAAAGAAAUGGUAUUUUGUACUGAAGUACUCAGCUAGCCCUGAAAACUCUUAUUUGCACUUC